GGAGAGAACACCGUUAGCAACAGUUAACUUUAUGGCCAUCUGUCACCUCCACUUGCCUAGUUUGUGUAACCGAUUAUUAUUGCAGAAUCCAGUUUCCACUGCAAGCUGUCAUAUAACUGUUAAGCAAGUAACCUCAUACAUAAACACAACAUAAAUCGUACAAAUUACAGACUAAAACAUACUAGCGCUGUCAAGGGAAAAUGCCCUACUUCGGCGUGCAGGAUGUCCUCGAUGGCAAAGACGUCAAAUCCUGCUACAUCGAACUCAACAAUGGGGAUUUCAUGCCUAUUUUCGGACUUGGUACUUAUUUGCUGAAGGAUGAGGAACAAUUGACGCGAGUGUUGGAGACAGCUCUUUCCACUGGGUACCGUCUGAUUGAUACAGCGACUGUGUACCACAAUGAGGAGAUAAUAGGGAAAGCAUUGCAAGACUUACAAAAGCGACUUGGCAUUGCACGAUCUGAGCUGUUUAUAACUUCAAAACUCGCCCCGAAGGACCAAGGUAAAGAUAAUGUAAGACAAGCAGUGGCCACAUCAUUACGAAAGCUCAAUUUGAGCUAUAUAGAUUUGUACUUGAUACAUUGGCCUGGGGUAGACAGUGUGAAUUCAAGGUCGGACAAAAACCCAAUACUCAGAAAAGAGUCUUGGAUCGAGUUGGAGAAGUGUGUUGAAGAUGGUUUAAUUCGAUCAAUCGGGGUAUCGAAUUAUAAUCUUAACCAUUUAAAACAACUUUAUGAACAUUGCAAAAUUCCACCGGCUGUUAAUCAGGUUGAAUACCACUUGUAUUAUCGUUAUCCAGAAGAAUUUGUGGACUUCUGUACCUCGAAAAAAAUUCUUUUACAAUCAUAUGGGACGCUCGGAGGUGGAGGAGUGAAAGAUUUGCUGGAAGAUGAAGAGGUGAUGAGAAUUGCAAAUUCGCUUGGGACCUUGCCUGCACAAAUUUUAUUACGAUGGGCUUUGCAAAAUGGAUGGGCUGUAAUUCCUAAGUCCUGCAUGCCAACUAGAGUGAUAGAAAAUUCAGAACUGAAUUUUGAAAUUCCGGAAAAUGAAAUGUCCUUAUUGAAUUCAAUAUCAAAAAGGAUCAAGUAUGCUUGGGACCCGAAUUCGGUUUUAUAAAAAUAUUAUUAUAAUAAACUUUCGUUGAAGAAAAGCACAACAACAAAAA
Molecule: messenger RNA, 1164 nt
Organism: Cimex lectularius (bed bug)
Lineage: Eukaryota; Metazoa; Arthropoda; Insecta; Hemiptera; Cimicidae
Product: glyoxal reductase-like
Exons: 6
Coding region: 201-1115 (304 amino acids)
Molecular function (GO): oxidoreductase activity
Source: RefSeq, a predicted model, not a curated record